ACUUUUCUCGCAGAAGAACUUUAUACAAUUUUAGAGCGCUUUUGCGAUACAAAAACAAUAAUAAUCAUGUUUUGUGUAUCUUUCUGCUUUGAACAAUAUGGAAAUUAAUAAUGAAAAUUAUAUUAAGAAACAAGUCAUUCAACUUAAGCAAAUCAAUGGUGUAACAAGACAAGCAUUCCUUGAUGAAGUAUACCCGAAACGAGUUCCCAUGAUUUUCACGGGGUUGGAUAUUGGUCCUUGCCGUGAGAAAUGGACGACAGACUACCUCGCUCAGUUUGGUGGAUCAGCUGAUGUUAAAAUCCACGUUUCAGCAUCGCACCAAUUAGAUUUUAUCAACAAGAACUUCUUAUACCGGUCUCUCCCAUUUGACAAGUUUGUGAGGAGAGCUGCUAACGAAGAUAAGCAGUUUUUCCUGUGUGAGAAUGAAUGUUAUUACUUAAGAGCUCUUGGUGACGAUCCUCGGAAAGACAUUGCGAAGAUCGACAAACAGUUUCCAAGACUAGCACAGGACAUAGUCUUUCCAGACUUCUUCGAUGGAGACUCAGUCUUUUCAAGCGUUUUUCGCAUUGCAAGUGCCAAGGUUCAGCUGUGGACACAUUAUGAUGUUAUGGACAAUCUUCUCAUACAAGUAACGGGCAGAAAAAGAGUUGUGCUCUUCAGUCCAAAAGAGGUAGAAAACCUCUAUAUUGUUGGCGACAAAUCACAAGUAUUGGACAUUGAUAAUCCUGACCUAACACAGUUCCCUAAAUUCGCCAACGUUCAGAGAUACGAAGGGAUGUUAAAUUCAGGAGACAUUCUCUUUAUUCCAGCUCUUUGGUUUCACAAUAUCAUCUCUCUGGAGUUUGGUGUCGCGGUUAAUGUUUUCUGGAGGCAUCUUCCGAAAGAAGUUUACGAUCAUAAGGACGUGUACGGAAAUCGAGACCCACUUCCUGCGGCCAGGGCGACACAGAUCGUCGACAGAGCAUUAAAGACCCUCGAAGAAUUACCCCGAGAAUACGCAGAUUUCUAUGCAAGACUUUUGAUAGAACGCAUAAAAAGAAAGGCCUUCACAGACGAUUCUUUUACUGACAAAUCAUGAUAAUUGUGGAAAGUAGAAGUUAACUGGUAUAUAUCAAAGACCAUGGUAUGUGCCAUCCUGUCUCAAAAGUAUUAUUGUAUGUAAACUUAAUGAACCAGGUCAAGAAAAUUUGGGGUUUUUUUUUUCAUUGGAGCUAAUCUCAAGAAUUGUGGAAAAAUCUAUAGGAUUUUCAUCUUUAUGCAAGUACAAUGUACAACCUGGGAUAGUGAUGUCACAUACCAUAACUCAGGGGUGGGAAUUCUCCUCAGGUCAGCUGUUUUCCUCUCAUGGAACAUUGCGUUUCCUCACAUUUUAAUCAUCCUUUCCUCCAAAAUGUGUCAGAUGGCACAGAUUUUAACCUAGGAUUUCAAGCAUUUCCCCUCUAGAUUUCCUCUCUUUUUUACAGGUCACCAUUUCCCACUCCUGAUAACUACAUGUAGGUCACUGCAACCUACUUUUCACAAUAACUGAAACCCAUGAUGGUGGAAAUUAGAAGUUAAAAAAGUGAUAACAAAAAUAUUAAAUACUAUUCAGAAAAGAGGGGUUUACAAGCAUGAAUGAAAAUGACAGGUAAAAUAUCAACCAGAAAAAAGUGUAUUUUUCAAAAGUAAUGGGCGGAAUCUUCCCCUGAGCCAACCAAUGACUCAUGACUGGUUUAUCAAAGGCUGCAGUAUUUGCCAUCCUGUCUGCAAAAGUCUGACAAUAUUGCAUGUAAGCUUUAUUAAAAAAACAAAAACAG
Gigantopelta aegis is the source of this 1796-nucleotide messenger RNA. RefSeq names its product tRNA wybutosine-synthesizing protein 5-like. The record is from RefSeq and is a predicted model, not a curated record. Gene Ontology annotation, molecular function: tRNA binding; 2-oxoglutarate-dependent dioxygenase activity. Gene Ontology annotation, biological process: wybutosine biosynthetic process. Lineage: Eukaryota; Metazoa; Mollusca; Gastropoda; Neomphalida; Peltospiridae. The coding region runs from base 98 to 1078 and encodes 326 amino acids. The transcript is spliced from 7 exons.